Molecule: messenger RNA, 2079 nt
Organism: Thyridium curvatum
Lineage: Eukaryota; Fungi; Ascomycota; Sordariomycetes; Thyridiales; Thyridiaceae
Exons: 6
Coding region: 1-2079 (692 amino acids)
Source: RefSeq, a predicted model, not a curated record
AUGGCCCAGUCCAAUCGCUAUCCCGGGCACCAGUUGGAUCUGCGCUAUGUGCCGGACCACCGAGUUGCGCAGUACCCCAUCGGCGCCCACCAGUCUUGCCCGGGCGCGUCCUCGGAUGUUCUGCAGGUCCGGGAGGUGUUCAUGAUGCUCCUCAUGGAUAGACUGACGGAUAAGCCGGGCUGGGAGAAGAAGGUAUUCGACGACGAAAUCACUGCCAAGUGGCGGAAAGAGGCCGAGGAAAUGGACCAGGGCCCCUGGUAUCGCGAGGUCACCGAAGGCAAGGACAUGGACAGGAUACACCAGCCGGGGUUUCCGAUUAUCAACUCCGGGGUGUUUGACUACUGCCUCGAGGAACUCAAGAGGAAGGCCAAGUACUUUGAGAAGACGUGUCUCAUCCCAACCCUGGACUCGGCUGGCAACAGCAUCGUCAAAUCCGAUACUCUUCUUUCUGAUGCUCUGAAGUCUGAGCUGAGAGCUUCGUUCGAUAAGCUCCGUGCUGAUCAAGCUUCCAAUGUGGACUGGCACCCGCGAAGCAACGACCAAGUGCAGGAUCUCGUCCAUCCAUCCAUGUACCCCUUUGUGUACGGUCGCUCGCCGUUCAUCGAACAGGAAGUUGUCGGCGUAUCGGAUGCGGUCCAGAAGUGGUCUGGUAAAUCAGGGGUUGUGAUCCCCAAGGCGGCUGAGAAAAAGGCUUCAACACGUUGGCGAUGGGCUCGUAGUGUCGACGAGCUUCCUCGGGAGCUUUGGUCUACCAACUAUCAGUGGCUCCCUGCUAAUCUCGCUUUCCAGAGCGAUGGCUCCGUCAAAUCCACUAGCUACAUCAACAACCUUCACCCAGACAAGUAUCCCAGCAUCUACAGGGCCAUCGAAAGGCUCAUCGAUACGGCAAUCCCGGCUUGGGAGCAAUGCCUUCGCAAGCAACGCGAUUACGUCGACGUUGCCCCAGUGGGAAUUGUGAAACCUCGCUUUGACAGGCCUGGCUAUGUCGCGGACGACAUGGACGAGCUAUGGGAGGAGUUUGACGAGGCGAAGUAUAACGCGCUUCACAAGCUUGACCGAUACCAACUAUCUGAUUCUGAGAAAGAGGACAUGGAGUAUGACAUUCAGCAAGAGCUAGAUGAAGGAGACUUGGACACUGCAUCGCUCACGCCGGAAGCAAAACUGCAAGCGGCUCGCGAGAAGGUCACCAAGGAACACAUAUGGCGCAAUAUGCGAGACCCAGACUUCCCGAUGCCAGACAAGGCCCCCGAUGAUAUCAGCUACAAGCCCCAUCACACCUUGCGCGACUCGUUCAAAUCUAGCGGCCUGCAAGUCAUCGUCAAGAUGGCAACCAUCGAGCUUACCCCAGAAAAGCCCGAGUUUCCCCAGGGCGGCUGGCAUAUCGAGGGCCAGAUGAACGAACGGAUCUGCGCGACGGCUCUCUACUACCUGGACAGCGAGAACGUCACGCCUAGCCACCUUUCGUUCCGCAUAUCCACCGCGCCCGACGCGAACCAGGACUUUGACUACGGCCAGGACUCGUAUAACUACCUCGAGCAGAUUUACGGGACCGACUUUACCGACAGUGGUGCCUGCCUUCAGAACUACGGCAGCGUGGAAACCCGCGAGGGCCGGCUCCUCGCGUUUCCCAACACCUUCCAACAUCGGGUCUCCUCAUUCAAGCUUCAGGAUCCGACGAAGCCGGGCCACAGGCGCUUCAUAGCUCUCUGGCUCGUCGAUCCCCACGUGCGCAUCAUCUCGACUGCCAACGUCCCGCCGCAGCAGCUCAACUGGUGGGUUGAGGCCACCUUUGGCGCCGGCGAGAAGCCGAAACGAGGCACUGUGCCGCCAGAGGUCUUCCAGAUGCUCCAGGAGAGCGGCGUGGCUGACGUCUACCCCGACGACAAAUCCACCAACGCCAACAGACUGCCGGCCGAGGUCAUGGAUAUGGUCCGCAAGGAAGGGGUCGUGCCGCCUAGCUUGAUGACGGUCGAGGAGGCGCGGGAGCACCGGCUGGCGCUGAUGGCGGAGCGGAGCAGAUUCCACGAAGACUCGGAGCAGAUGUUCCAGUCAAACAGCUAUUCGUUCUGUGAACACUAG